AUGCCUGGAAACAAGUACAACUGCAGUUCGUCUCAUAUCCCACUCUCUCGAACAGAGCGGCUCUUGAGAGAAAGAGAGCUUAGAGAGAAGAGGAGAAGCAACCGUGCUCGUAAUCCCAAUGAAGCUGUUGGCAGUUCUGAAAACUCUGACAGUGACCUGCGUUUAGAAAGGGACAGUUCAAGGCAAUAUGUUGAGCAGUACUUGGAAGGUGCUGCUGCUGCGAUGGCACACGAUGAUGUGUGUGAGAGGCAAGAAGCAAGACCUUACAACAAGCAACGCCUGCUUGUAGUGGCUAACAGGCUCCCGGUUUCUGCUGUGAGAAGAGGUGAAGAUUCAUGGUCUUUAGAGAUCAGUGCUGGUGGUCUAGUUAGUGCCCUCUUAGGUUUAAAGGAGUUUGAGGCCAGAUGGAUUGGAUGGGCUGGAGUUAAUGUGCCUGAUGAGGUUGGUCAGAAGGCACUUACCAAAGCUUUGGCUGAGAAGAGGUGUAUCCCUGUGUUCCUUGAUGAAGAGAUUGUUCAUCAGUACUAUAAUGGUUACUGCAACAACAUUCUAUGGCCUCUGUUUCACUACCUUGGACUUCCACAGGAAGAUAGGCUUGCCACAACAAGAAGUUUUCAAUCCCAGUUUGCUGCAUACAAGAAAGCAAAUCAAAUGUUUGCUGAUGUUGUGAAUGAGCAUUAUGAAGAAGGAGAUGUUGUCUGGUGCCAUGACUAUCAUCUUAUGUUCCUUCCUAAAUGCCUUAAGGAAUACAAUAGUAAGAUGAAAGUUGGAUGGUUUUUACACACACCAUUCCCUUCCUCUGAGAUACACAGAACACUUCCUUCACGUUCAGAGCUUCUUAGAUCAGUUCUUGCUGCUGAUUUAGUAGGUUUCCAUACCUAUGACUAUGCAAGACACUUUGUGAGUGCUUGCACUCGUAUACUUGGGCUUGAAGGAACACCUGAGGGAGUUGAGGAUCAAGGCAGGCUUACUCGAGUAGCUGCUUUUCCCAUUGGUAUAGAUUCUGAGCGGUUUAUAAGAGCACUUGAAGUCCCUGACGUUAUACAACAUAUGAAGGAACUGAAAGAAAGAUUUGCCGGCAGAAAGGUGAUGUUAGGUGUUGAUCGCCUUGAUAUGAUCAAAGGGAUUCCUCAGAAGAUUCUUGCAUUUGAGAAAUUUCUAGAGGAAUACGCAAACUGGCGUGAUAAAGUGGUGUUACUGCAAAUUGCAGUGCCUACAAGAACAGAUGUUCCUGAAUAUCAGAAACUCACAAGUCAAGUUCAUGAGAUUGUGGGACGCAUUAACGGUCGUUUUGGGACACUCACUGCAGUUCCAAUACACCACCUGGAUCGUUCUCUGGAUUUUUAUGCUUUAUGUGCACUUUAUGCCGUGACAGAUGUUGCACUAGUCACAUCUUUGAGAGAUGGGAUGAACCUUGUCAGUUACGAGUUUGUUGCUUGCCAAGAGGCUAAGAAGGGCGUUCUCAUUCUCAGUGAAUUUGCAGGUGCUGCACAAUCUCUUGGUGCUGGAGCCAUUCUUGUGAAUCCUUGGAACAUUACAGAAGUUGCUACCUCCAUUGGACAGGCCUUAAACAUGUCACCUGAAGAAAGAGAGAAAAGGCAUAGGCAUAACUUUCAUCAUGUCAAAACUCACACCGCUCAAGAAUGGGCUGAAACUUUUGUGAGUGAACUAAAUGAUACUGUAAUAGAGGCCCAACUAAGAAUCAGCAAAGUCCCACCUGAGCUUCCACAGGAUGACGCGAUUCGACAGUAUUCAAGGUCAAACAACAGGCUACUGAUCCUGGGUUUCAAUGCAACAUUGACUGAGCCAGUGGAUAAUCAAGAGAGACGAGGAGAUCAAAUAAAGGAGAUGGAUCUUAACCUCCACCCAGAGCUAAAAGGACCGUUAAAGGCGUUAUGCAGUGAUCCAAGUACAACCAUAGUUGUCCUGAGUGGAAGCAGCAGAAGCGUUUUGGACAAAAACUUUGGAGAGUAUGAUAUGUGGUUAGCUGCAGAGAAUGGGAUGUUCUUAAGGCUUACUAAUGGAGAGUGGAUGACUACAAUGCCAGAACACUUGAACAUGGAAUGGGUUGAUAGUGUAAAGCAUGUUUUCAAGUACUUCACUGAGAGAACACCAAGGUCACACUUUGAAACACAUAUUGAGUUUGGGAGACUUCAAGCAAGAGAUCUGUUACAACACUUAUGGACAGGACCAAUCUCUAAUGCAUCAGUAGAUGUUGUCCAAGGAAGCCGCUCUGUUGAAGUCCGUGCUGUUGGUGUGACCAAGGGAGCUGCCAUUGAUCGCAUUCUAGGAGAGAUAGUGCAUAGCAAGUCCAUGACCACACCCAUUGAUUAUGUCUUGUGCAUUGGUCAUUUCUUGGGGAAGGAUGAAGAUGUUUACACUUUCUUUGAACCAGAACUCCCAUCAGACAUCAUCAUCCCAGCCAUUGCACGGUCCAAAUCAUCAUCAGGAGACAGAAGACAGCCUUCAAAGUCUACACAUAACAACAAAAGCAGUUCAAAAUCUUCAUCCUCAUCUAACUCUAACAACAACAAGGCUUCACAGAGAUCUCUUCAGACAGCAGAGAGAAAAAGUGGGUCCAACAACCAUAGCUUAGGGAAUUCAUCAAGACGUCCUUCACCAGAGAAGAUCUCAUGGAACGUGCUUGACCUUAAAGGAGAGAACUACUUCUCUUGUGCAGUGGGUCGUACCAGGACCAGUGCUAGAUAUCUCCUUGGCUCACCUGACGAUGUUGUUUGCUUCCUUGAGAAGCUUGCAGACACGUCUGACCCUAACUAAUCGUCUGCAUCUUAGAAUCUGAGACUGUGAAGUGAGAGUGCUUGUAACCCAAGUAAUUGUUUUGUAACAAGAAGCUAACCAUUAUUAAUAAGACUCAUUUAGUUGUUUUGAUUACAAUAUAAUAAAGAGUAGAUCAAAUGA
This is a messenger RNA of Eruca vesicaria subsp. sativa (arugula), 2919 nucleotides long. Lineage: Eukaryota; Viridiplantae; Streptophyta; Magnoliopsida; Brassicales; Brassicaceae. The record is from the annotation of a GenBank genome assembly.